CAAAAUGCAGUUUACUAGAAAGAUGAAUCUACAGAGUAGAUUGAAAGUGAGAGCCUGAAUAGGGGCUAUGGCAGUAUGUGGGGUUACAGCUGCGGUAGCUGCGGGACUGGCUAGAAAAUACUAAAGUUCCUCUGGGCUCAAAUAGAAUUUUAUAAGAACAUCAUGGAUGGAGAGGAGAAAACCUAUGGUGGCUGUGAAGGCCCUGAUGCUAUGUAUGUGAAAUUAAUAUCUUCUGAUGGUCAUGAAUUUAUUGUAAAAAGAGAACAUGCAUUAACAUCAGGAACAAUAAAGGCCAUGUUGAGUGGCCCAGGUCAGUUUGCCAAGAAUGAAACCAAUGAGGUCAAUUUUAGAGAGAUCCCCUCACAUGUGCUAUCAAAAGUGUGCAUGUAUUUUACCUACAAGGUCCGCUAUACUAACAGCUCUACUGAAAUUCCUGAAUUCCCANUNGNACCUGAAAUUGCACUGGAACUGCUGAUGACUGCAAACUUCCUAGAUUGUUAAAUAAAAUAAAUUAUAAUAAACUG
Messenger RNA from Mus pahari (shrew mouse), 524 nucleotides. RefSeq names its product elongin-C. Gene Ontology annotation, molecular function: protein-macromolecule adaptor activity. NCBI's taxonomy places the organism in Eukaryota, Metazoa, Chordata, Mammalia, Rodentia, Muridae. Gene Ontology annotation, cellular component: elongin complex. The coding region runs from base 163 to 501 and encodes 112 amino acids. Gene Ontology annotation, biological process: ubiquitin-dependent protein catabolic process. The transcript has a single exon. The record is from RefSeq and is a predicted model, not a curated record.